CUGGAAGGAAGCUAAUUGGAGCGAAUCGAUUAUAUACAAGAAGGGCAGUAGCACAGACUGUUCUAACCACAGGGGUAUUAGCCCAACGCCAGUUGUGACAAAAUUACUGUCUUCGAUUCUCGUUCGUCACUUCACUGUGGAACGGCGAUCUCGGAUUGGGGAAGAGCAGGCCGGUUUCCGCCCAGGACGUGGCUGUAUAGACCAUAUAUUCACUUUGCGGCAGGUGCUGGAGCAGGCCGACAAUAGCUGUGUUCCUCGAUUUCAAGGGUGCGUUCGAUUCAAUCGAUCGAUCGAUUCUGUUCGCCAUACUUGCGCAGAAAGGUAUUCCCACGAAAUAUGUCAACAUCCUACGUGCGCUAUACUCGAAUAAGACAGG
Dicrocoelium dendriticum is the source of this 376-nucleotide messenger RNA. The record is from the annotation of a GenBank genome assembly. NCBI's taxonomy places the organism in Eukaryota, Metazoa, Platyhelminthes, Trematoda, Plagiorchiida, Dicrocoeliidae.